This is a messenger RNA of Saccostrea cuccullata (small rock oyster), 1861 nucleotides long. RefSeq lists its product as uncharacterized. NCBI's taxonomy places the organism in Eukaryota, Metazoa, Mollusca, Bivalvia, Ostreida, Ostreidae. Gene Ontology annotation, molecular function: protein binding. Bases 116 to 1021 code for a protein of 301 amino acids. The transcript is spliced from 2 exons. The record is from RefSeq and is a predicted model, not a curated record.
GGCCAAGGAAUCAGUACUUAGGUCAGAAUAAAACGGAAGCAAAUGCUUCAGACUGGUUUAAAACUAGAUUUGUAUUUUCUAGUAUCAUAUAUAAUACCCUCUGUUGAAAGUAAUCAUGUUCCGUAAAAUCGAUUUUGUUACAGUUUUCCUCUCCUUAAUUUCUGUAUCUUUUGCAAAUACCGUCGAUCGUGCCUCUGAUUCGGACGAAAUAUUUAAGAGAUUCGAUGAUCUACAACGGAGAAUUCAGAAUUUGGAGACUGAAAACGGACAGUUGCGGAAAGAAUUGGAGAACCAAAAUGCUUCUCUCGAUGCAUUAAAAAGAGACAUGAUAGGCAAGUAUGGCGAUCUCAACUUUAAACAAAAUGAUCUGAAGCAGAGUGUCAAGCAGUACUAUGUCCUUUUGAUGAAUACCCAGAACGAAACCAGGACGAAAGAUACUGAACUCCGAAAGAAGAUAGACACAGAUGUCCAAGAAAUCCGGAACUCGCUAGCAGUCACUAAUGACACACUGCAAACUGGUACGAAUCUCCAAGGCAGAAAGCUCAAUCAACUAGAGGGGAAGCUGGAAGCAUUUAGGAAUGAUUUUCGUGAUGUCUACCAAAAAACGGGAGGGACCCCUCCAUCUUUUUAUGCUUUGCUGACCACAACUGUACCAAUACGAGGUUCAAACCAAACCAUAAUUUACGACAGAACAGGAACAAAUAACGGCAAUGCGUAUAACACGUCUACUGGUAUCUUCACCGUGCCGGAAACUGGAACCUACGUCUUCACCUGGACUGCCUUCAGUUACGUCGAGGAGUAUGUGCGUCUAGAAAUAGUUGUGGCGGGAACAAUCUAUGGCGGAACUCUAAGCGACACACAGGAAACAGGUGACGCGGAUACAGAAACGGCCAUCAUUGUCGCCAAUGCUAAGGCCGGAGAUGAAGUAUUUAUUCGCACUCAGAGCCGGGGGCCAGGAGAUGGCCGCUUGUAUGUGGAAUUUGAGUGCACGUCGACAUUCUCCGGCUGGAAGAUUUCCUAAUGAGCUUUUUCUUCCGAGGGUCCGACGAAACCUGUUAAAACAAGGCUAAAAACAGGAUAAACACAAUUAUAUACUUAAAUAAAAAUAUUCACGUCUUUGUUAUAAAGAGGAUUUCUGAAAUCUUUUGAUUUUACUUGGCUGGCCCGAUUUAUAAGUGUCUUCAAGUGUUCUUAAUGUUGAAAUGCUUUUCUUGUAAGAGUCAAAUAAGAGCUUGAGAUUGUAUGUAUUUAUUAUUUUAAAGAAUUUUCAUGCAGUUGAAUGUUGUCUAGAAGAAGUCUAUUUUUAUCUUGUUUAUAGAUUGACCACAUGUUAGCGACGAGUGAUCAUGUAAAUAUCUAAAAUAGUCUUUGUAAUAGUGUUUACCCCAUUUAAUGAAUAAAGAAGAAAUGCAUAUUGUAACCAUGAUUUUAAAAGAAUUCCUUUUAUCUAAAGACAAAGGCACUGCAUGCAUGUAUCUAUAUUCCUCUUGGCGCCUAUGGUCAGAGUGUUUGCUAUAUUCGCGGAGUAAGGAGUUGAUUCAUGAAUACGCCAGUUGAGACGGUAUAAACGGAGGUCCUGUUGCAGCAGGAACUAACACGAGAAAGAUUCUUCAAUGGUCGAUAAUGAGAGAAGAGAAAAAUGCGACUUGGAUUUGAACUCGGAUCUCCUUUCCUGAAAGAAUUCAACGUCCGUAAGAGCCGAAUACAGAUUUGAGUUUCUGCCAUCACGGGGACAAAGGAAAAACAAACAUUGUGUGUUUAUAGUUAUAAAUAUACGUACAUAUACAAUUGAAAGUAGGCAUACCAAAUUUCCUUUCUGUCAUUUAUAUUUUUUUCUGAAAUAAAAUAUACAACAUGACAA